Peromyscus maniculatus bairdii (prairie deer mouse) is the source of this 2038-nucleotide messenger RNA. It is a transcript of the gene Surf6, whose product is annotated as surfeit 6. The record is from RefSeq and is a predicted model, not a curated record. Gene Ontology annotation, cellular component: nucleolus. Gene Ontology annotation, biological process: ribosomal small subunit biogenesis; ribosomal large subunit biogenesis. Gene Ontology annotation, molecular function: RNA binding; DNA binding. Lineage: Eukaryota; Metazoa; Chordata; Mammalia; Rodentia; Cricetidae.
GGCUCGGCAAUCGAACGCUCGGCUGUUCGUGCCUGCAUGCAUGCUGCUUCCGGUGGGCCAGAGAGCCGUGGGAACCGCCGAGCGUGGCGUCAGCCGUGGUCUCCAGCCAUGGCCUCUCUGCAAGCCAAGGAUACCUAUCUGCAGAACUUGGCCAAGAAGAUCUGCGCACAGCCUGGCCCCGAGCGGCGGAGGAGCGAGUGGGCUGUCAGAACAAAACGCUUGGAAGCUGCCGGGCCCCCAAAAAAGAAAAGGAAGAAAACACAAAAGAAAUCUCAGGAGCAGGGACAGAAAGCCACAGAACACAAGACUAAGCCCGUAGGGCAGACGGCUCCCACCUCCUCUAGGGCUAAGAAACCAACAGUCUCCAAACAAGAGAAGAACUCCAGCGCCCCGGAGUCUCCUGAAGAGAGCCAAGUCACAGCACCCGAUUCUGUCUUUGCACUGGAUUUCCUGCGACAGCGGCUGCAUGAGAAGAUCCAGCUGGCCCGGGGCCAGGGCAGCACCAAGGAGCUGUCUGCUGCCACUCUAGAGAAAAGACAGCGGAGGAAGCAGGAGAGGGAACGGAAGAAGAGGAAGCGGAAAGAGCUUCGAGCAAAGGAGAAGGCUGCAAAGGCUGAGAAAAAGGAGGAGCCAGCCGAGGCCCCCCCAGAAGUGGCCUGCAAGGAGCCGCAGGAGUCGGGCCUGAUCUUUAAUAAGGUGGAAGUGACUGAAGACGAGCCGGCCAGCAAAGCCCAGCGGAAGAAGGAGAAGCGGCAGAAGGUGAAAGGGAACCUGACGCCGCUGACAGGCAGGAACUACAGGCAGCUGCUGGAGCGUCUGCAGGCGCGGCAGGACCGGCUGGAGGAGCUGCGAGACCAGGACGCAGGCAAGGCCCGGGAGCUGGAGGCCAAGAUGAAGUGGACGAACUUGCUGUACAAGGCGGAGGGUGUGAAGAUCCGUGACAACGAGCAGCUGCUGCAGGAAGCCCUGAAGCGCAAGGAGAAGCGCAAGGCGCAGCGCCAGCGCCGGUGGGAGAAGCGCUCGGAGCACGUGGUGGAGAAGAUGCAGCAGCGGCAGGACCGGCGACGCCAGAACCUGCGCAAGAAGAAGGCCGCGCGGGCCGAGCAGCGGCUGCAGAAGGCCCGCAAGAAGGGCCGGGUGCUGCCCCAGGACCUGGAGCGUGCGGGCCUCUCCUGAGCGCCUUGCCCCUGCCGGCUUCCUCCCUGGGCACCUAGGUGACAGACUGUGGGUCUCCUGCAUGAGAUCUACACAUUCUUGCACCACACAGCCAUAUCGAGGGCUCCAGUUGUGUGCCAACAGGAUGUUUUGGCAUCAUCCUUAAGUAGCACAGUGCCCUCCAGAUCCUGGGAGGGAUAAAGGGGAUCUAUGCACAAGUUUUGUGAGUGUGUGUGUGUGUGUGUACAUGUUUCUGAAGGCUCCAGAAUCAGGGGAGUAGAGAUUGGGGUGAGGCACCCUACUGACCUCUUCCUACCCACCUGUAUUUCCAGUGGCCAUGAGAACAAAAAGCCUUGACUUCUGCUUCUGUGUUCACAAGCUCCUGGCAAUGUAAGAACCCACAGGAUUCUUGGGAGAAUCAGAUCCGGUCAGGCAUGUCUCUGGACCAGAGCUCCAGCGCUACAAAACUGAGUCCCAGGUCCACAGGAUGUGCCUUGGGUCACAUGGCCGCCUGUGGGCCAGCUGGUGGCAGAGGCUUGGGAUGUAGUGGUAUAUUGACUAGUUUAUGUCAGUUUAACACAGACUAGAGUUCUCUCUCUGAGAAGAGGGAGCCUCAACUGAGGAGAAAACCAGUAGAUUGGCAUGUGGGCAAGUCUGGUACAUUUUCUUUUGGGCCCAGUUCUUUAUGGGCAGUGCCACCUCUGGGCUGGUGGUCCUGGUUAUAUAGGAAAGCAGGCCAAGCUAGCCAUGGGGAGCAAACCAGUAAGCAACGCUCCUCUGUGGCUUUUGCUUUAGUUCAUGCCUCCAGGUUCUUGCCCUGACUUCUCUUGGCAAUGUACUGUUACUGGAAGUGGAACAUGAAAUAAACCUUUUUCUCCCCCAA